Messenger RNA from Paramecium primaurelia, 3482 nucleotides. The record is from the annotation of a GenBank genome assembly. NCBI's taxonomy places the organism in Eukaryota, Ciliophora, Oligohymenophorea, Peniculida, Parameciidae.
AUGUAGCUAACAAAACAAACCAGCUAAAACCAAAUCAAAUAACCAAUACAAAAUAUAAAGACUCAUUUGAGUGUUUCAGAAGAUCCUGUUUUAGUACCAUAAGAAGGAAAUUAAUAGCCAGAAAAUUUUGUAAAUUUAUAUUUUAACUGUAGCCUUUAAACUCUACAUAGAAAAUACCAGAUCCAUUACAAGUUGAUUAAGAAUAAAAGGCUUAAUUUUCAAUUAGUAGAUACUUUAAACCUACUCCUGACCCUAUACUAGUUUGGGAACCUCAUAAAGAUAAAAUAUUACUUAGUGAGCUAUAAGAGGUGAUUGAAAAUCGCUUUAACGAGGUUAAGAGAAAAUCAAGCAUUUAUAAAUACUAUACGAAAAUAGGAUUUCAAGUCUUUAUAUAUGUGUUAAAUAUUCUUGAACUUAUCUUUACAUUAAGUUACAAUUCAUAUAAUGGACUUUAUGAUGAAUUUAGUUCCUGCUAUGUAAUUUCUAUACUUUUUAGUGUUCUACUUCAUUGUGGAGUUUGGAUGUACACUUAUAAAUUCAGGGAAGUUGAAAAAAAAAGCGGGUUCUUUGAUACUGUGAACUAUAUAUACUACCUGUUUAUCGGAGCGUUUAGUUUUUUUAAAUUAGCCCCCUUUAUUUAUUAUUUUAAAAGAGAUAAAUCAAUCAGAUAGUUUUCAUUUAGUGAAAUUAAUAAAUAUUUGUAAUUAAGUGGGGAUGAUAAAUUAAGAAAUCCAUGUAUACUUUUUAAAGAAAGAAUAAAACCUGUAAAUAUCUUUAGGGAUUUAAUAUUCCAUAGAGUUGCUCUUGUCUCAAUGAUGAUUACAAUGACUAUUCAAACUAUUCCUUAAAUCUUUAUAUAAGGCUUUUUUAAUACUUUAGGAGAUAGAUGGGAUGGAUUUAAUACGAUUAGUUUUUUAUUAUUAAUUAGUAAUUUAAUAUAUUACUUUUCGGAACUAUAAUUUAUAGUAUUCACUACAACCUAUAGAUAAAUGCAGACAGAACUAUUAUUUAAAUUAUAGAAAAUCAAAUUAAAGACUAUUUAAGAAACAAAACAAUUAAUAAAAACUGAUCUAAAAUAUAUUGAAUUUGUUUAAUCUUUUUUUUUUCAUAUUGAUCCAAUUAAGUUCAGUUCUUAUUAAAAGAAAAGAUGUAUGAUUUAAAUAUUAAGUUUUUUGAUUAAGUAAAAAAAAUUAAAAAAUAUUGAAUUUCAUUUUAUUGAUUAAUAUGAUGAAGUUACCUUAUAAUAUUUAGCUAAUUGUUUUAAAUUAAUUAAAGUAGAAUAAAUAAGUCUUUUAUAUCAUGAUUAAAAUCGCGAAAAUUUCUUGUAGAGUAUAUUUAGGGAUAUUCCAAAUUUAACACUUUCAAAAUAAAACCAAUUAAAUCUAGAUAUUUUAUGGGAUAAUGAUGUUCUUAAUACUGAUGCAGAAUCUGAGACAGUAAAAUAGAUAUAAUUUAUCGAAAAUCCAAAAAUGACUACAGGUUUUAAACCCAUACCAAAGAAAUGGAAUGAUAAGUUUAAUUUUUCAUUCAUGACUAAAGAAUUUUAAUAACUGAUGUCAAUCCACCAAAAAGGAUCAUUAACACUAAGUAAAAGAGUUAGUGUUAAUUAAUCAUAAAUAAUUGAUUAAAAUAUAGAAGGAAAUCAAGAAACAACUUCACAAAUUAUUGAUGAAGCAAAAACUCAAAUUGCUUAGAUAACCAAAAGAGAUCUUUUUUAAGAAAAAAUUGGGAAUAUUUAAUCAUUAAUGAGUUUGUAUGAUUAUUAUGAAACCUGGACAAAAUUGAAUUCAUUUUAAGCAGCUAUUUAGACUAUUUCAUCAUUUUUUAAUGGGCUCUUAUAAAUUAUUUCUCUAAUAUUUUUGAAUAAUGGAGAUGAUAUAUUCAUUUAUGCAUUAAUUGUAUUAACUAUAGUCAAUCCAAUGUUGUAGAUGGGAUCAUUUGCAAUAUUUUAACAUCGUGUAUUUAAAAAUUUUUCCACUUUAAGAUAACUGUUUUAUAUUCUGUUAUUUGCAAUAUUUAACUUUUUUAAGAUAUGGGAUAUAGUUAUGAUUUGUUUAUAUUUAUGUGUAAACUAAUUCUCUAAUGCAGUAUAAAGAGACUUUAGUUCUGAAGGAUACAUAAAAUUCAAGAGUUAUGCUUCAAAAUUUUAAGGUAGCUUAGCAACUUAAGUUUUUAAAUAUGAUACUGUAUAAGUUGAUCCAAAGAACAUUUUAUAAAUUAAGAAUUAGCCAUUCUAUUAGGCUGUAAUGUGGAGAACCAAUGUAGAAGAAGCCUUAAAUAAAAUUCCUUAGUUCUUUAUCUAUAUAUUAUCUCUAUUUUUAAAUAAGAAUCCAGAUUCAUUAUGGAUUUUCUCUUUCUUUCAACAACUAAAAGAAGGUAUAUAGGCAGUAAAAGAUAUACUAGAAAUUGUUAUUAAAGACUAUUUUAUUCCAGCUUUAAUUUUAGGUACAGAUUCAGUCGACUAAUUCUUUUAAUCUAUGUUAUAUUUGGGCUCAAUAUCAAAUUAAAUAUUAUUGGAAUAUCCUAAAUCCUUUUAAAUUAUGUCAAAAGUCUCAGAAGAGCAUCUAAAAUAGAAACUAACCUUUAAAAUUAAUUUGAAAACCUUAAGAUUUACCAAUUAUGAAGAUUUAAAAAAGAAGAAGAUGUUAGCUUAGUUUAGGUUAGUGCUUGCUUCUUUACAAAACAGUUUAGAAAUAGAUUAAGCAUAAAGAUUAUGUAGUUUGGGACCUGAAUUAAAAGAUUUUGUAAGAUGUUUAAAAGUCAGUCCUAUUUAUUAAAUAAAAUUGAAUUUUUAUUAUGACGAUAUUGGUCCUGACCUAAAUGCUCAUCUUAAUACAUUUGUUAGAAUUUGCCCCAAAAAAUUACAAUUCUUAUAAAUUCAAAUAGAAGCUUCUACUGUACAAUAAAUGGAAAUUUUUGUAGAAAGAAAUGAUUAUUUAACAGCUUUUUCUUAUUCAUAUUUCUAAAUUAUACAAUAAUACAGAGGUACCUCUGAAGUAGCUUAAUAAUAAAACUUGAAUAUUGAUUAAGAUUUUUUAAAGUUAGAUCGGUAUGAUUUUGAUUAAUUUUAUUUCGAAGUUUCUGGUAAUCUUAAUUUAAAUAAUUGUCAUUAUCUAUUUGAAAAGUUCACCUAAUUGAAAGUAUUCAAGGCAUUUAUUGUAAAUUAUUCAGCCAUUCAGACUUUUGAAUUUACUACCAAUCUAUAAAGUAAGUAAUUAGAAUUUUUGGAUAUUACUUUUGAAAAUAUUUCAUUAGAUUUUUAAUAAUACCCUUUUGCAAACCUAAAAAUAAUAAAAAUGGUUUUGAUAAGGUGUGAGUUUGACAUUGAUAAACUUUAGGAAAUAUUAAAUAAUCUUAGCUAUAACACAAAUGUAGUUCAUAUAGAUAUCUCACGAUGUUUGUAACACUUUACAACAAAUUAAAGGAGAGAUUUGAUAAGAAAGCUAGAAGGAUAAAACAUAGAUAUUGUUAUAAAAAUGUGA